Molecule: messenger RNA, 1645 nt
Organism: Myiozetetes cayanensis
Lineage: Eukaryota; Metazoa; Chordata; Aves; Passeriformes; Tyrannidae
Gene: MPI
Product: mannose phosphate isomerase
Exons: 8
Coding region: 38-1309 (423 amino acids)
Biological process (GO): carbohydrate metabolic process; GDP-mannose biosynthetic process
Cellular component (GO): cytosol
Molecular function (GO): zinc ion binding; mannose-6-phosphate isomerase activity
Source: RefSeq, a predicted model, not a curated record
GGGAAGGGAAGAGGGGACAGACCUGCCCGGCCGAGCCAUGGCGGAGAUCCGGGUGUUCCCCCUCUCCUGCGCGGUGCAGAACUACUCCUGGGGCAAGGUGGGCCUGGAGAGCGAGGUAGCCAAGCUGCUGACCAGUGGUGACCCCCUGGUCCAGAUCCAGCCUGACCGGCCCUACGCUGAGCUCUGGAUGGGCGCACAUCCCCGGGGCGAUGCCAUCAUCCGGGACAACCGCAUCCCCCAGAAAACCCUGGGCCAGUGGAUCGCCGACAACCCCGCCUGCCUGGGGACAAAGGUGAAGGACACCUUCCAGGGACAGCUGCCCUUCCUCUUCAAGGUGCUCUCGGUCGAUACUGCCCUCUCCAUCCAGGCACACCCCAACAAGGAGCUGGCGGCGAAGCUGCACGCCCAGUUUCCUGAGCACUAUCCUGAUGCCAACCACAAGCCUGAAAUGGCCAUCGCCCUCACCCCCUUCGAGGGCUUGUGUGGUUUCCGGCCUGUGGAGGAGAUUGUCUCCUUCCUCCAGAACGUCCCCGAGCUGCGGGCGCUGAUCGGGGAGGUGGCAGCGGAGCAGCUGGAGCGCAGUGGGAGCGACGACCCCCGCGGUGUCUCGGCCGCUCUCCGCGUGUGCUUCACCCGCCUCAUGAAGAGCGAGAAGAAGUUCUUUGUUGACCAGCUGAACAUGCUGGUGAAGAGGAUCUCCCAGGAAGCAGAGGAAGGGAAGGACACAUCAGGGAGCAAUGGGGAACUGCUGCUGCGGCUGCACUCCCAGUACCCAGGAGACAUUGGCUGCUUCACCAUUUAUUUCCUGAACCUGGUGAAGCUGGAGCCAGGGGAGGCCAUGUUCCUGGGAGCCAAUGAGCCCCAUGCCUACCUGCGUGGAGACUGUGUGGAGUGCAUGGCGUGCUCAGAUAACACGGUGCGUGCCGGGCUCACCCCCAAAUUCAUCGACGUGCUCACCUUGUGCGAGAUGCUCAACUACACGCCGGCCCCCAGCAGCUCCAAGAUCUUCCCAGCCGUGCAGAGCCAGCUGGAUCCCAACGUCUAUGUCUAUGACCCGCCCGUGCCAGACUUCGCCAUCAUGAGGAUAGAGAUCCCUGCCUCCAUCAAGCUGUACCUCAUCUCUGCCGUGGACUCUGCCAGCAUCUUGCUGGUGAUCCAGGGGACAGCUGUGGGCACCUCCACAGCGGCAGCCUCCGAGAUGUCUCUGUGUCGUGGCUCCGUGCUCUUCAUCUCAGCUAACGAGAGCAUCUCCCUCCACCUCUCCUCGCCGGAUGGGAUGCUGCUCUUCCGAGCCUGCUGCCUCCUCUGAGACACUUCUGUCUCCUCCUGGUGGAACACUUCCUCCCCAUCACUCCACGUUUGAGUAGAUAGAAACUGGUGUCGGCAAAGUCAUCUCGCUUGGAAGUUUCCCCUCCAUCUAUUAAAUCCCAAACCAAGCCCUGAUGUUUAGAAAGAGCAAUUCUAUAGACUGACUCCUCGGAUGUGGCACAGGGCUUUCUGCAGCUUCUGGCGGGCUCUUCCAAGCCUGGCUGAUGGCAGCCAGUGUCGCCCCUUCCCUGGCUGUAAAAGGGGGCUGCUUGGCAGGCUUGUGGAGUGGGAAAGCUUCCGAUGCCUUGAAUAAAGAGGUGACUUUGUCCUCAGUGCA